This is a messenger RNA of Arachis stenosperma, 2673 nucleotides long. RefSeq names its product protein indeterminate-domain 12-like. Lineage: Eukaryota; Viridiplantae; Streptophyta; Magnoliopsida; Fabales; Fabaceae. Gene Ontology annotation, cellular component: nucleus. Gene Ontology annotation, molecular function: DNA-binding transcription factor activity. The transcript has 3 exons. The record is from RefSeq and is a predicted model, not a curated record. Bases 904 to 2358 code for a protein of 484 amino acids.
UUUUCUUUCUGAGUCUCCUUGCACAACUUUUCCUCAUCAAAUCACCCAUGUUUUUUUUUAUUUUAAUUUUUCAUUUUGUUUCUCAUAAAAUUUUAAUUUUCCAUGCCUUUUUCAAUUUUUUGCCACCACUUCCUCCUUAUUAGUCUCUAAUUGUCAUCAUCACCUUCUUCUCUUCUCUUACAAAUACCACUCAUUACAAUUUCUCUUUGCACACUCAAUUAUAGAUUAAGAAAAAAAAAAGAGAAAAAAAAGUAGCUAUAUAUAUAUAAUAAUUCUACUUUAAUAUAGUUUUUUUCAUCAAUUUCUUUAAUUUUGAUUAUUAUUAUUGCAUGUUAAUGAUGAUUCUCUUCAUGAAUUCUACAUAGAUAUAAACACAACACACAUAUAUAGAGAAAUAGAAAGAGAUAUGUCUGAAAUAGUUGUUCAGAGUUGUUCAGACAAGUAAUCCAUGGCAUAGAUAGCGACUUGAAAAAAAAAAAAAAAAAAGAACAUACACACACCACCAUCAUCAUCAUCUCCUCUCUUCACGAGAUUAAUUAAUUUCCCUUUUUUUAAAAAAAAAAUCUUUUUUUUUGUUUAUGAUAUUGCAUCACAAAAGCAAAUGAUUCCUUUCUCUAUCUAUAUAUAUCUUCCACCUAUGUUCACUAGCAAGGUUUCUUUCUUCUUAAUUAUUUUGUGUUCCAAAGCUUAAAUAUUAUUUAUAUAUUUAUUUGGUUUGUUAAUUAUAGACACAACCAAAGAAAUUAAUAUACACAGAGCUAUGAUUUUGGAAACAAACAAACCAAGACAUUAGAAUAUCGUAUCUUUGCUUCCUCUUUUUUUUUUUCUUUUUUUUUCCCCUUUCCCCACUAUCUUCUUUUUUUUUUUUUUUGUUCUAAAUUGGAGAAUUUUUCUUAAGGCAUAAUGUUCCCAGCAGUUAUGUCCAAUUCUACUUCUUUGUCUGAAGAAGCAAGUGUCUCUUCUGGCACAAGAAUUCAAGACUUUGGUGCUACCUUAAACCAUGUUGUUUCAACAAUUUCUCCUCAUCAACAACAACAACAACAACAACCUCCUCAAAAGAUCAAGAAAAAGAGAAGCCUCCCUGGAAAUCCAGACCCAGAUGCUGAAGUGAUAGCUUUAUCACCAAAGACACUAUUAGCAACAAAUAGGUUUGUGUGUGAGAUCUGUAACAAAGGGUUCCAAAGGGAUCAAAACCUUCAGCUUCAUAGAAGAGGGCACAAUCUACCAUGGAAGCUGAAGCAAAGGAACAACAAGGAAGUGAAGAAGAGAGCAUAUGUUUGCCCUGAACCUUCAUGUGUCCAUCACAAUCCUUCAAGGGCUCUUGGGGACCUCACUGGAAUCAAGAAGCAUUAUUGUAGAAAACAUGGUGAGAAGAAGUGGAAAUGUGACAAGUGCUCUAAGAUCUAUGCUGUUCAAUCUGAUUGGAAGGCUCAUUCUAAAACUUGUGGUACUAGAGAAUAUAGAUGUGAUUGUGGAACCCUUUUCUCCAGGAAGGACAGCUUCAUAACUCAUAGGGCAUUCUGUGAUGCAUUGGCUGAAGAGAGUGCAAGAGUUUCAGCAAACCAGCAUCAAUUAAUCACAACACCUUCAAAUCCAUUACUCCAAUCCCUCUUCCUUUUCCCAACCCAAAACAACUUCAUCAAUCCAUGGGACCCACAAUCAUCUCAAGAAAACCCUAACCCUAAUAAUAAUAAUAAUAAUACACUUCUUCAUAACAUCAACAUUAAGCCUGAAGUUCAAAACUUUCACAUCCCAAAUUCCGAUAAUGCCCCUCCAUUGUUCCUUCACCAAAACCCCAGCAAGAAUAACACCAUCAUGAUGACGUCACCCUUCAGGAACAACCCGCACGUGCGCAUGCAACCACAAUCCAACACUGCUAAUAAUGCUGCUGCUGCUGCCACGUCAGCACAUCUCUCAGCCACUGCACUCCUCCAGAAGGCCGCGACGGUGGGCGCGGCCGCCAUCACGGGCCCUAAUGCCUCACUUGGAGUUGGCCAGCACGUGACUGAGCUCGGCGACAUGACUCAGCUUGACUCGGUUCAUUUCAUGAACAACAUGGGAGUGGGAGGGUUUAACAACAACAACACAAGGAGCCUCAAGAGUAGUGAUGAUCUUACAAGAGACUUUCUAGGGUUAACCGGAGAUAACAACGGCGGAAGAGGCGGCGGCUGUGACGGAGGAAAUGCUGGCGCAGUUGACGUUAGCAUGAACGUGAAGGACAUGCUAACGUACACCGGGAACAUAGAUUACCAACAACAACACCACCAUCAUCUUCGACACCCGUUGUUUAAGUCACCACAACAAGGUUUUGGAUUUCUUGGAACAACAACUGCCCCAGAAUCAUGGGGCAAUUGUUGAUCAUGAUGCAAUUAUAUUCGAAAAAUUAACGCGUAGAUACAAAUCUAACAUCUCGUAUUCUUCGGCAUUAUGCGUGUAAAUACGAGGUGUUAGAGUUGUAUUUGCGCGAACCCAUUUCACAAUGCAAGAGUGCAAAACUAUAGGGGUAAAAUCGGAAACUGAAUAUGAAUUGUCACUUAUACCCUUGUCAUGAUGAACGUGUAUUUCCUUUCUCUUUGAACCAGCUAGCUAGUUACAAUGGUUUUAAAUUGUUUCGAUUUUUCGUUAAUGAAUGAACUAUAUGCAUGAGUGUGAAUUUAUUUAGUUUUUAUUUUC